AUGUAUCUGCGCCUGUUGAAGUGUGCUGGCCAUCCAGAUCGAACGUGGUUUUCGACGACACGGAACUGCAUUGUAGCCUCUGCUUUCACAGAUGUCACGCUCAUGGUGCUCGCUGUCAUUGAGACUUCUGGUCGGCGGCCGUGCGAAGUAGGUCUGGAUUCGUACGUUCCAUCCUUUGGCGCCUCCUACUGCCUGUUGACGUACCUCCUUGCCCGGUGCGCAGCCGCGCGCACUCACUUUCUCUCACACACCGUCAGUGCUUUUCUUGGUGAGGCGGGGCCUCACAGUACCAACUCGUUGCCGAAGCCGCUAAGUCAGCAACCGGCGUGCGGCUUUGCGGUUGGCAUUAUGGCAGCUCCUUUGAUACUGACGGGCUCGCUGCAGCCCUCUGCCUCAGCUACUACGUGCCUGGCCGCGUUUCAUACCGACAGUCGGAUGAACGACGAAGGCUUAAUGUGCAUAUCGACGCCAGCCACGGUGGGCCUUUGUUUGAUUGUGUUUCUCGACUGGGCCUUCAACGAUCUCGUACCUUGGCGUCAUUACUAUCCGGUGCGGGUGUGA
This is a messenger RNA of Leishmania major strain Friedlin, 561 nucleotides long. RefSeq lists its product as hypothetical. Lineage: Eukaryota; Euglenozoa; Kinetoplastea; Trypanosomatida; Trypanosomatidae. The record is from RefSeq and is a predicted model, not a curated record. The coding region runs from base 1 to 561 and encodes 186 amino acids. The transcript has a single exon.